UUCUGACUUCACGCCCAAUGCUUGAAAAUACAUCAUGUGGUCUCACCUAAACCAAAAUAAGGAGUGGCUGCCCAUAAAUAUGUAAUAAGGUUGCACUUUCCAAGCAAGUGUCCCUCUAGGCUCUCUCACUCUGGUGACUGCUCAUGAUCAGGCAUAAGUAAAGAUGGCGAAUUUUAAAGGUCAUGCCCUUCCAGGCAGCUUUUUCCUUGUGUUUGGCUUAUGGUGGUCUGUGAAGUAUCCCCUUAAAUAUCUGAAUAGCAAGGUAAAAGGAAACUGUAGGUCCAACAAGUGCUAUGAACGUUUGGAGCUCAUUGAAGGAAUACUUAAAGCGGCCUUUGCAUUAAUAGGGAUUCUGGCAGAGCAGUUUGUUCCCGAUGGGCCUCAUAUGCACCUUGUUAAUGGUGAAGACCACAGCUGGGUAAAGCUAAUGAACUGGCAGCAUACAACUAUGUACCUCUUUUAUGGAAUCUCAGGAGUAGUGGACAUCCUGACUUUUCUUCCCCUAAAUUUGCCGCGAGGCUUGGAUCGUCUCAGCUUGGGAAUAGCUGUGAUUAUUGAAGGUCUCCUGUUCUAUUAUCACGUCCAUAAUCGCCCGGCACUUGACCAACACAUUCAUUCUCUGCUCCUCAUUGCUGUUUUUGGUGGUGCUAUAAGUAUUAUGAUAGAAGUGUUUAUGAGAAAUGAUAUUGUUCUGGAAUUAUUCCGUUCCAGUCUCACAAUUCUCCAGGGAACAUGGUUCUGGCAGAUUGGGUUUGUGCUAUACCCACUUGGAGGAGCACCAGAGUGGGACCAGACUGAUCACGGGAACGUCAUGUUUAUCACAAUGUGCUUCUGUUGGCAUUAUGCUGUGGCCUUGCUUAUCAUGGCUAUCAACUAUUCUUUGGUCUACUGUUGUGUAAAGAGGCACAAGAAGUUGUCUAGUGUUGUGGAUAACAGCCUUAAGAAAAUAAAUUCAAACAAGACUGAAGUGGAAGCCUCCCUUCUAGCUGGCUCUGAUGAAGAAUGAGACUAAGCAACAACGAACGAAAUUCUGAAGCAAACAAUUCAGAGAUGAGUCUGCAGAAUUUGUGUUCUAAAAGUUACUGAACAUUGAACAUCUGCAAACCCCACUGACUCUGUGGAAAUUUGGGAUGACUUCUUUGCUCAAUGCUUGUAUAUAUUUAAUAUAUCUGGAUCUGUGAAACUUCCAUACACAUUGUUGGACUAAGGACUCUUUAACAUAUGCUUUUGAUAUAAAUGCAGUUAUUAUAUUACAUCUUGUUUACAUAUUAGUGAGAUGUGUAUCAUACAGCUACUUUGCUAUUUAAUUGCAUACACUGUGUAAAUUUUAAUAUAACUAAAAAAAAUUAUGGUUUACAGAGAAAAGACAGAAAAAUAAAGCACAGCUUAAUGAAGUAUACUAUAUA
Messenger RNA from Xenopus tropicalis (tropical clawed frog), 1406 nucleotides. It is a transcript of the gene tmem45b, whose product is annotated as transmembrane protein 45B. NCBI's taxonomy places the organism in Eukaryota, Metazoa, Chordata, Amphibia, Anura, Pipidae. The transcript is spliced from 6 exons. The record is from RefSeq and is a predicted model, not a curated record. Bases 164 to 1006 code for a protein of 280 amino acids. Gene Ontology annotation, cellular component: endosome membrane; lysosomal membrane; Golgi apparatus.